This is a messenger RNA of Daphnia magna, 518 nucleotides long. RefSeq lists its product as uncharacterized. The record is from RefSeq and is a predicted model, not a curated record. Lineage: Eukaryota; Metazoa; Arthropoda; Branchiopoda; Diplostraca; Daphniidae. The transcript has 2 exons. The coding region runs from base 89 to 448 and encodes 119 amino acids.
UACCAUUCCUCUGCUUUAUGGUAGAGCAUUAAGUUUCUACCAAAAAGAAAGAAUUGGUAGGCAUAACAUCCCAAACAGCACCAGAGAGAUGUUCAAGUUAAACAUCCCUGACGAAGAUCGUGUUGGAGAGAUGUUGGACGACAUUGAUUGUGACAUGUGGGCUUUGGUGAUUUGGAAAGCUGAUCCUUACGAAUACCAAUGCUGUUGCGUCGACUUAAAAAAAUUUUUUGAACCAGAAAUGCUUUCAAAACCAAAUUUAUACAGAGAGAUCAGAGUCACCUAUUUGUGGUGGAAAGGAUACAAAAUUGAUGAAUUUGAAGAUUAUUUUUUUGGUCGAGUUUUGGCUACAGGAGAUGACAAGGAGAUACUUCGAGCACUAGGUAAAAAAGAAUUGGAACGUAUCUCAACAUUACACAUGGACAUGAAGAACUCACCAGUUGAUGGCUAGAGAAAUAUUACAUGAUCUUCCCACAAAGAUGCUUGUAAUAUUGUCUUGUUAAAAUACAUUUUUAAAUGUG